AUGGCUUUGAAUGCAGCGCCAGGGAGUCCAAUCAUCCCGCUCAAUGCACCCGUACUACAAGCCCAGGGUUACGGCGUCCAUGGAAGCAGCAGCACAACCACCACAACAGCGGCUGGCCCGCUGGCCGCCAAGCCACCACAUUCAACUUUGCCUCUGCCCAUCAUCCUCCCUCUCACCGUCUCCAUCCCGCCCUCUGCUCCUCUGCGGCGCGCCAAGGCCACCACUGAGCCAGCGUCGCCGUCGCCGUCGACCCCCACUUCGUCGUCGUCGGUGGUGAGGUCGGUGCGGCCGCCCGCCAUCCCGAGCAUUGCGGUGUCGCCCGUGGCCACGACACACACGAUCGCCACGGCGCCGGUCAAGCCCCUCUCCCCGCAGGAGGUCCAGCAGGUCGAGGGCAUGAUCGAGCGAUGCCUCCACCUCUACAUGAACCAGGAGGAGGUCAUCAUGGCCCUCCAAAUUCAGGCCAACAUCGCACCCACCAUCACGCGACACGUGUGGCAGAGCAUGGAGGGUAAGAGCCCAGAGUUCUUCCGGGCGUACGAGGUGCGACUGAAGAUCAAGGAGCAGAUCAUGGCCUUCAACUACCUCGUCAGCCAGCAGGCGCAGGUCACCGAGAAGAGCAAGAACAUGACCCUCGACUCGGGCAGCUUCUCUGCGCCUUCCUCCUCGAUGGCCCUUACCUUUCCCUUCACCCCCUUCAACCCGCUCAGCGGGGUGGGUGGCUAUGAACCGCUGCCUUCACCUUUUGCCGCGCCGGCGCCAGUCUUCCUUCCGCUCACCUCCUCGCUCUCUUCGCUCCUCACCGGCGUGCUCCCGCCCAGCGGCAUUCUCACCGCCUCCACGGAUUCGGCCCUCACCCUCUCCACCAAUUCGCUCAUCAACAGCUUCCUCAAGUCGAGCUCCGAUAAUCUCCCAUCAACAUCAUCAUCAUCAUCUUCCUCCACCUCUUCAUCGUCCUCGACGUCCACGUCAUCGUCAUCUUCGUCGUCGCCGUCUUCACUCUCAUUUGCGUUUGGUCCGCCGCCCUCGCAACUGAACCCGGCCUCCUCCACUGCUUCGGCGACGGCGACCACAACAUCGAACAACGCCCCGCUUCUCUCUUCGGGUUCCUUCGCCAUGCCCUUCAUCUCCGUCGAGAACAUGGACUCGCCCACCACCCCCUUCUCCCCGUUCGCGCUCUUCUCCACGCAGCCCAUCGUCACCACCACUUCACUCAGCUCCACCGCGGAGAGCGCCAGCAGCGGCGGCGGGCUCUUUGGCACCUCGGCCGCCGCCGCCAGCUCUGCGUCAGGUGACGUCAGCACGUCCAGCGCGAUGCCAAUACCAAACCAGUCGCUGCUGGGCGCGGGCCAGUCUCUUCGCAACAGCGCGACGGGCGUGUCGCCGAUGUCGACCUCGCCCACGCCAGAGUCGUUCCUGACGUCGUCCAUCUGCUCGAUCCCGCUCACGGCCAGCACCAACGCCCUCCUCGACGCCCUCUCCGCCGGCGGCACCUCCCCGCUGCGCUUCUCGCCGCUCCUCACCGCGUCCACCUCGUCGGCCCCCUUCAACGGCUCGCUCGAGGGCCUCUUCCCCGACCUCGGCGCCGGUGGUGGCAGCGACGCCCAGGAACAACAGCAGCGAAGAGCUGAACAAUGA
Messenger RNA from Acanthamoeba castellanii str. Neff, 1638 nucleotides. RefSeq lists its product as hypothetical. The record is from RefSeq and is a predicted model, not a curated record. Bases 1 to 1638 code for a protein of 545 amino acids. Lineage: Eukaryota; Discosea; Longamoebia; Acanthamoebidae. The transcript has 5 exons.